Messenger RNA from Porites evermanni, 375 nucleotides. NCBI's taxonomy places the organism in Eukaryota, Metazoa, Cnidaria, Anthozoa, Scleractinia, Poritidae. The record is from the annotation of a GenBank genome assembly.
AUGUGCGUUGUCCCCGUGUUGAUCAUUUUAUGCUCGUACACCUACAUCUUCAUGGUGUCUUACAAGCAGAGACAACUUGUCAGAGAACAAGGCUGUAACAUUCCAGGAAUGUCCACCGUCAAGUAUCACAUGAAAGUUGCCCACACUCUCGCCAUUGUUGUAGCGCUGUGUCUGCUCAGUAUCAUCCCUAUGCUGGCUGUGCCUUUCCUCCGAGUCUUCCGCAAAUCACUCGGAGACCGCUGCCGUCAAAAGCUACUGAAGCAAAUCUUUUAUUACGUGGCCAUUUUUGUGAAUGCCAUAUGCAUCCCUCUUAUCUAUGGAUGGAAAAAUGAAGAAUUUAGAAACGCUUUUCGUAAGAUACUGAAAUGCUGCUAA